Messenger RNA from Equus caballus (horse), 2860 nucleotides. It is a transcript of the gene CARM1, whose product is annotated as coactivator associated arginine methyltransferase 1. Gene Ontology annotation, molecular function: protein-arginine N-methyltransferase activity. Gene Ontology annotation, biological process: peptidyl-arginine methylation. Lineage: Eukaryota; Metazoa; Chordata; Mammalia; Perissodactyla; Equidae. The record is from RefSeq and is a predicted model, not a curated record.
GGAGCCGGAUCUAAGAUGGCAGCGGCGACGGCGGCGGCGGGCCCGGGCGCGGGCGGCGCGGGGGUGGCGGGCCCGGUCGGCGCGGGGCCCUGCUCGGCCGUGUCGGUGUUCCCCGGCGCCCGCCUCCUCACCAUCGGCGACGCGAACGGCGAGAUCCAGCGGCACGCGGAGCAGCAGGCGCUGCGCCUCGAGGUGCGCGCCGGCCCGGACGCGGCGGGCAUCGCCCUCUACAGCCAUGAAGACGUGUGCGUGUUCAAGUGCUCCGUGUCCCGGGAGACCGAGUGCAGCCGCGUGGGCAAGCAGUCCUUCAUCAUCACGCUCGGCUGCAACAGCGUCCUCAUCCAGUUCGCCACGCCCAACGAUUUCUGUUCCUUCUACAACAUCCUGAAGACCUGCCGGGGCCACACCCUGGAGCGCUCGGUGUUCAGCGAGCGCACCGAGGAGUCCUCCGCCGUGCAGUAUUUCCAGUUUUACGGCUACCUGUCCCAGCAGCAGAACAUGAUGCAGGACUACGUGCGCACGGGCACCUACCAGCGCGCCAUCCUGCAGAACCACACGGACUUCAAGGACAAGAUCGUCCUUGACGUGGGCUGUGGCUCUGGGAUCCUGUCGUUUUUCGCCGCCCAGGCCGGAGCAAGGAAGAUCUAUGCGGUGGAGGCCAGCACCAUGGCCCAGCAUGCCGAGGUCUUGGUGAAGAGUAACAACCUCACCGACCGCAUCGUGGUCAUCCCCGGGAAGGUGGAGGAGGUCUCGCUGCCCGAGCAGGUGGACAUCAUCAUCUCGGAGCCCAUGGGCUAUAUGCUCUUCAACGAGCGCAUGCUCGAGAGCUACCUCCACGCCAAGAAGUACCUGCGGCCUGGCGGAAACAUGUUCCCCACCAUCGGUGACGUCCACCUGGCACCCUUCACGGACGAGCAGCUCUACAUGGAACAGUUCACCAAGGCCAACUUCUGGUACCAGCCCUCCUUCCACGGCGUGGACCUGUCGGCCCUCCGAGGCGCCGCGGUGGACGAGUACUUCCGGCAGCCUGUGGUGGACACAUUUGACAUCCGGAUCCUGAUGGCCAAGUCUGUCAAGUACACGGUGAACUUCUUAGAAGCCAAAGAAGGAGAUUUGCACAGGAUAGAAAUCCCAUUCAAAUUCCACAUGCUGCAUUCCGGGCUGGUGCACGGCCUGGCCUUCUGGUUUGACGUCGCUUUCAUCGGCUCCAUAAUGACCGUGUGGCUGUCCACGGCCCCGACGGAGCCACUGACCCACUGGUACCAGGUCCGGUGCCUGUUCCAGUCGCCACUCUUCGCCAAGGCUGGGGACACGCUCUCAGGGACAUGUCUGCUUAUUGCCAACAAAAGACAGAGCUACGACAUCAGUAUUGUGGCCCAGGUGGACCAGACGGGCUCCAAAUCCAGCAACCUCCUGGACCUGAAGAACCCCUUCUUCAGAUACACAGGGACGACGCCCUCGCCCCCACCCGGCUCCCACUACACGUCGCCGUCGGAGAACAUGUGGAACACGGGCAGCACCUAUAACCUGAGCAGCGGGAUGGCCGUGGCCGGGAUGCCGACCGCCUACGACCUGAGCAGUGUUAUCGCCGGCGGCUCCAGCGUGGGCCACAACAACCUGAUUCCUCUGGCCAACACGGGGAUUGUCAAUCACACGCACUCGCGGAUGGGCUCCAUAAUGAGCACGGGGAUUGUCCAAGGCUCGUCGGGCGCCCAGGGCGGCGGCGGCGGCGGCUCCAGCGCCCACUACGCGGUCAACAGCCAGUUCACCAUGGGUGGCCCCGCCAUCUCCAUGGCCUCACCCAUGUCCAUCCCGACCAACACCAUGCACUACGGGAGCUAGACCUGCGCGGGACAGACGGACUGCCAGCACCAGGAAACCAAAUGAAGCCAGCCGCCCCCGCGGCGGCGCGCCCGUCCUGGAGGAGCCCCACCCCCGGCCCCAGCCCUCUUUGCUAUGGGAACUCGGACACUUUUUUACACGAUGUCGUUGUCGCCGCUGCCCCCACCCCACUGCCCACCCACCUCUUGGCCCUGAGUGCGUGUCGCUGCCAUGUUUUACACGAGAUCAUGUCGUGGGAGCCCUCGGCCCCCUCCUGCCCUCUCCACCCUGACCUGGGUUUGACAUCUGCCGCAUCUGGGCCUGACAGCUGCCGGUGGCGGUGGGGGAACAGCUGUCACCCCGCCUGGCCCCUGGGCGCCUGCCCUGGCUCGUCCCCUGUGGGAGGGCCAUCCUGGCUGGGCGGGGCCUCCCUUUCCACUCCCAGGCCUUGGUCACCAUGGGCGUGACGUGCUGCUUUUUUUAAUUUUAUUUUUUUACGAAAAGAACCAGUGUCAAUCCACAGCCCCUCUGAGAAAGCAGGCCGGCCGGGCCGAGCCAGCAGCCCCUCCUGACCCAGAGGCUCCGUCGGGGGCGGGCUUUCUGGGGGUGGCGGCCCUGCCGGGUCUGCAGGCCGGGCCCCCUCCCCCAAGGGUUCACCUCACACUUGAAUGUACAACCCAGCCCGGCAGUCGGGAAGGCCCUCCGUCCUAGGCCCCGCCUCUUGCUGCUGUCCUGUCCCUGAGCCCCUGCAGGUCUACCCUCCACCCCUACCCCCACCCCGCCAAGAGCGAGAGCAGGCGGCCCCGGGCCUGGCGGGCAGGGCCACCGUGGCGGCCCGGGGCAGACACAGAAACCUCAUGGACCUGUUGUGGAAGGCGUCCUCUUUCCUGUAGCUAAUGUCAGGCCUGUGUGUCUCCCUCAACCUUCCUAGACGCUCCAGUCCCCACUACUAAGAUGGCAUUUGGGCCCCCCCAGCCUGGGAAGGGGCCUGGCAGGGACCUGUCCCUCCAAAAGAAAUAAAAAGGAAAUGUAUGUUUCA